Austrofundulus limnaeus is the source of this 2692-nucleotide messenger RNA. RefSeq names its product pleckstrin homology domain-containing family A member 1. Bases 333 to 1601 code for a protein of 422 amino acids. Lineage: Eukaryota; Metazoa; Chordata; Actinopteri; Cyprinodontiformes; Rivulidae. The record is from RefSeq and is a predicted model, not a curated record. The transcript is spliced from 14 exons.
GCAGCACCCUGCUGCGGAAUCCCGAGGUGUCGCUGUGGGAGCGGAACCUGGGAGCAGGCAGCAGCUGAGGGAAGCUUCUGACCUCCGGUAAGGUAGGAGCAGCGUUCGGUUCUGGAUCUGAGAUGGAGUGAGACGCAGAGGACGACCAAGCGUCUAAASCGCUGUUGUGUGGUUUGUUACAGGAAGGAAAACGUUGAGCCUGAUUUUAACGAAGAUGACGAAACUUGUUUGAAGAAACAGCCAAGCGUAGGAAUUCUUCCCAAACCCGCUCGCCCAGGCUCCUCCGUCUCCCCUCCCGGCCUCAGCAGGCCAGGGAAUGUCCCGGUGGCGAGAUGCCUUAUGUGGACCGACAGAACCGCAUCUGUGGCUUUCUGGACAUUGAGGAGAAUGAGAGCAGUGGCAAGUUCCUGCGACGCUAUUUUAUACUGGACACGCAGCAGGGAAGCUUGGUGUGGUUCAUGGACAACCCACAGAACCUGCCUGUUGGUGCAGACAGCGUCGGCUUGCUCAAGCUGGCUCACAUCUCUAAGGUCAGCGAUGCCACUAAGCUGAGGCCAAAAGCUGAGUUCUGUUUCGUUAUCAAUGCUAAGAUGAGGAAGUACUUCCUGCAAGCCAAUGAUCAACAGGACCUGGUGGACUGGGUCAACGCUCUCAAUAAAGCCACCAAGAUCACUGUGCCAAAAUUGUCUGACAACCAGCAGAACUCAGACAACCAGAAAGCUUUGCCUGAUGUCGUAGGAGCCAAGAAACAAGUUUCCUACAAGACAGAAAUAAUUGGAGGAGUGCCCAUCGUUACUCAAACGCAGCAUGAAGGUGGUGACGGUGCUAACAAAUUGGAACGGGAGGCCAUGCAACGCUCCCACAACCAGUUGCCGUAUUUUUUGAGCAGGCCGGCUCAGGAGAACACUGUCAUUAAGUCAGGCUACUGUGUCAAGCAAGGAGCUGUGAUGAGGAACUGGAAACGGCGAUAUUUCCUCCUGGAAGAAAACGCGAUGAGUUACUUUAAGUCCGAUUCGGAGAAAGAGCCUCUGAGGAUGAUCCCACUAAAAGAAGUUCACAAAGUCCAGGAGUGCAAGCAGAGUGACAUCAUGAUGAGAGAUAAUCUGUUUGAAGUUGUCACCACAUCAAGGACAUUUUAUAUCCAGGCGGACAGUCCAGAGGAGAUGCACAGCUGGAUCAAAGCUGUGUCGGGGGCCAUUGUAGCUCAGCGGGGUCCCGGGAGGUCAGCAGCUACAGAACACGGCAGCCGCUCCAUGUUCUACCGCAGCCCAGCAGGUCCCCCCGUCCCUCGCUCGCCCAUAUCUGCAGUGCCCCCGUGCUACCCCGAGUGGGGGGCCGCUGUCGCGUGCGACGCACGCCCGCAGCCUGGCGUGGGACAGCGAGCACUUCAUGAGCCUGCUGCCACGCCCCAUUCACAGCCACACGCCGGCACGCCUGUCCCUGCAGGAGACACACCUGGCAAAGUGACCUGUCCACCACCUGCGACCACCAUCGCCAACUCGGAGGAGUCACCGUGGAGACGUCGAAGCAGCUUUGAGCCCCACCUGCCCGAGUCCCCUUUUGAAAUCGAUGAUGCCGAUCUGCCAGUGAGUGAGGUCUGACCUAGGUUACUGGACUUAAAGGCUCGCUUCUCUUGAUGGAUGCUGACUGGGAACUGAUGGAUAAACAGGAACCUCUGUUUACUAAACAGAGCUGUUUCACAGACUCCUCUUCUGAGCUUUUCAAUCCGAGGUGGGGUCUGAACUGCACUUUUGUGCCAAAGGCAGCAGAGUCCUCUCCGAAACCCCUCAGCCUGUCUGCUGUCCCAGUUACAAAGGCACAGGUACUCGUCAAGAAUAGGUGUUAAAACAAACAGCAGGUUUUACUUGUUCUGAAUAAAAUUCAGCAGCAGAGCUUUAUUUUAUGUGGGCACAAAGACUUUUGUAAACCACUUUGUGCCAAAAACUAAGGAAGCUUGUAAGGAUGCAACCUUUUUUUCCUAAAAGGAGUGUUUAAACUACAGACUGGCUUCUUGGCUCCUCUUAAAUGAACUAAAGCUAGAUUCUCUUCUCUAUCCACACACUCAUUACAGCAACACUGGACAAAACAGGACUGUAGACUUAAGUGUUUUACAGCUCAUCUUUGGAAAGGUGCCACUGACCUCGUUUUCAUUUAUGAAGGAGGGUGACACAGACCUUUUAGUUCACAGAAUAAACCGUUAUUAACCACACACCUAACCCUACCGUGAGCGUAUUUUAUAAUUUAGAGAACUGCAGUUGGUAGAGUCAGCUAUCAGCCUCCUGUCAUCAGAGAAUAAAACUGUACGAAGACCAAGAUUAGUCACUUAAGUUGCAUGCUAAUAUUUUAAUAACUCUUCAGGUUGUCUUUGUGUUUUUUGUUUAUUUGCAGAUGUUCUGGUUGUUGUGAGUUUUUGCAGACUAGAAAACAGAUUUAGUUUUUAUAUGCUUUUAGACCUGUUCCCUGUCCCGUUUUCUUGUAUCUUAAUUGCCAGUCUAGUUCUAGGCAGCUGCCUCAUGGUGUUAUUUAAAAAUGUCUCACUGUAAUCCUGCAAAAUGAUGUACACUAAUCUUUUUUUUUUUUAAAGUCUGAUAGAGCCAAGCUAUUUCACUCCCAUUUAUGUCUGAUGUAACUGAUUUGAAUUGUUUCUAUUUAUUAAUUGGAUGACUUGAAUGAAAUAAACACUGAAAAUAUG